Messenger RNA from Penicillium macrosclerotiorum, 2319 nucleotides. Its product is annotated as anoctamin family protein. Gene Ontology annotation, biological process: chloride transmembrane transport. The coding region runs from base 1 to 2319 and encodes 772 amino acids. The record is from RefSeq and is a predicted model, not a curated record. The transcript has 4 exons. Gene Ontology annotation, cellular component: cortical endoplasmic reticulum. Gene Ontology annotation, molecular function: chloride channel activity. Lineage: Eukaryota; Fungi; Ascomycota; Eurotiomycetes; Eurotiales; Aspergillaceae.
AUGUCUUGGCUCGCGGGGUCUGGCAAGCUCUCGGAUGAGGAAAACGACAACCUUGGCGUGGAUUGGGUGCUGCAGUAUGAAUUCGGCGAUCUCGGUACGAUCGACCUCCCCAGCAUGGCACUGCCAGAUGGCAGCAACCGGCAUUCCUUUUCUCCUCUGGCUCCUCUGUAUCAGACGAACGCUGUCUCGGAAUUUCGAGCGUUAAUUCACGACCUGAGCGAAGCUGGCCUGAGCGUACAGGUCCGCCAUGGCCAUGGAUCCUCCUUGCUAAUUUGUAUUCGCAUUCCCCGGGAUCAUCUGGGUAAGAUGAUACAUCAGUCAAGAAUCAAAGACUGGCUUUUUGGAAUUACACAUACGCUCCCCGCCGGCGACGAGGACACUGCCGCCACCGCCGAAACCUCCGCCGAGGAGCUGCGGUCCGUCUACCACGCCGUCACCUGGCAAAAGAAGCUCGGCGGCGCCGGUAUCACGCCCAAUUUCGGCAAGUGGAAGAACGUCACCGCCUCGUUCCCGCUCCACGACCAAGACGCCUGCUCCGAAUUACUGCGCAAAUGGAGCCGCAAAACGAUCUUGUCGACCCAGGACCUAGAUGCGAUCCGUGCGCUUUUUGGAGAAAAGGUUGCAUUUUACUACGCCUUCAUUCACUGCUACUCCCUCUUUCUCAUUGUCCCCGCGACUCUCGGUAUCGUGGGCUGGCUCUAUCUCGGGCCAUAUUCGAUCAUCUAUGGUAGUGCACUAUGUAUCUGGUGCGUGGUGUUUGUUGAGUACUGGAAGAUCCGCGAGUCAGAUCUCAGUCUGCGGUGGGGAGUGAAGGGAGUGGGCCGGCUGAAGGUGAACCGGACGCAGUACAUUUGGGAGAAAGAAGUAAAAGACCCAAUUACAGGGCAAGUCACGCAUGUUUUCCCUGGGUGGAAGCAAUUUACACGGCAGCUAUUGCUGAUCCCUUUUGCCUCGGUUGCAAGCCUGGCACUGGGUAGUCUGAUCUGCUUCUCGUUCGCGGGUGAGGUGUUCAUCUCGGAGGUGUACAAUGGCCCCCUCAAGGAGUAUCUCGAGUUUGCGCCUACAAUCUUGUUUUCGCUCUCGCUCCCCGCUAUCACCUCCUUUUUGACAAAUAUGGCGACCCGUUUGACUGAUUAUGAGAACUACCGGACCCAGGACUUGUAUGACCUGGCCCAAACGCAGAAGACCUUUGUGAUGAACUUCAUCACAGCUUUCUUGCCGACUAUCUUGACAGCAUAUAUCUAUGUCCCGUUCGGCAAGUCCAUCGUUCCAUACCUGGAUAUCCUCCACCGAACCAGUCGCAAUGGGGAUAUGGCCAGUACCAACAAGGAGUUCGAGGUGGACACGUCCCGUUUCCAGCAAGAGGUCAUCUACCUCUCCAUGACCGCACAGGUUCUCAACUUUGGCGAGGAGAUCGUCCUUCCCUAUGUAAAGCAUGUUCUCUGGCAGAAAUGGCGAAACUACCGUGACCGGCAGGCUGGCUUGAAGCGUCAACGCAGCUUCUCGAAGGCUACUGACCUAUUGCUCAUCGAUUCUCCCGAUGAGGCCCAUUUUUUGCGCCGAGUCCGUGGCGAAGCCGACGCUGACGAGUACAAAGUCGAAGAGGACAUCUUAGAGAUGUGCGUACAGUUCGGGUACCUCGCACUUUUCGGCGUCGCAUGGCCGCUUGUACCGCUCGGGUUCCUCCUCAACAACUGGAUUGAGCUUCGCGGCGACUUUUUCAAGCUGACCCUCGAAUGCCAGCGGCCACCGCCCAUCCGUGCCGACUCCAUCGGGCCCUGUCUACUAGGCCUUGACUUUCUUGCAUGGAUGGGUACGCUUUCAACCGCUGCGAUCGUGCACCUCUACCGUGGGCCCAUGUCAGAAGUUCGCCUCUCCUCUCUGCUCGUCACCAUCCUCAUCGCCGAGCAGGCGUACCUUGCCAUGCGCUUCACAGCCUCCACUGCUCUACAGAAAAUAUUUUCUGAUACGCUCCGCAAUGAAGAAGCUCAGCGCUACGCCGUGCGGAAGGCCUUCCACGACGCGAGCGUCGCCCGCGCGGGCUCACCCGAGUUAUCACCUGGCGCGCGGGUCCGCCAGCGCGUGCGCUUCCACGAGCGCGUCAAUGUAUACAGCAGCGAUAGUGCGCCAUCUCCAGACGGGUCACCGUCUCCGACCAUCGAGCAGCCACAGGAUGAGGUGCUGCGUGGCUGUGACCGGGAGACAGAGUUCUGGAGCGGGCCGUUGGACGAGACAGUUGACGCGGGCGUCAAACUCAUCCGGGCGUUGAGCGCGCAGAAAGGCGGGCAGUCGGAAUCAAAGUGGGCGAAAAAUGCAUAG